UACACAGCACGCACUCUUCACCAGCGCUCUUUGUCCAAGGACUUCAAAGAUGUUCUGCAUCUCUUUAUUUUUGCUUUUCUUUCUCAAUGCAACUCUGAGCAUAAAAAUCUGCUCCUUCAAUGUGAGGUCUUUCGGAGAAGCAAAAAGGGCCAGACCUGAAGUCAUAGAUGUAAUUGUAAAGGUUAUUUCUUGCUGUGACAUCAUGCUACUGAUGGAAAUAAAGGACAACAGCAACAAGAUAUGCCCUCUUUUAAUAGAAAAUCUCAAUGGUCAGUAUCAAGAAGAAUAUGACUACGUGAUCAGUAAAAGGUUAGGAAGAAAGUCCUAUAAGGAACAAUAUGCUUUUAUCUAUAGAUCAAAUGUGGUGUCAGUGAAGCAAACCUAUCAGUAUCCAGAUAUUCAGCCUGGAGAUGUAGAUGCUUUUUCUAGAGAACCCUUUGUUGUCUGGUUCAAGUCUCCAAAAACUGUUGUUCAAGAAUUUGUGAUAAUCCCUCAACACACCACACCUGAAACAGCUGUCCGGGAAAUUGAUGAGCUCUAUGAUGUGUAUUUAGACGUCAAACAGCGCUGGAAAUCUAAGAACUUCAUCUUCAUGGGGGACUUCAAUGCUGACUGUGGUUAUGUUCCAAAGAAGCACUGGAAGAACAUCAGGCUGAGAACUCACUCUGAGUUUGUGUGGCUAAUUGGCGACAAAAAUGACACAACAGUUAGGAACAGCACAAACUGUGCAUAUGACAGAAUUGUGAUCCAUGGUGAAAAGCUCAUCGACGCUGUUGUCCCAAACUCAGCUGGUAUCAUUGAUUUUCAAAAGGCCUUUGGAAUGAUUGAAGAGCAGGCUCUGGAAGUUAGUGAUCACUUUCCAGUAGUGUUUGAGCUUAAAACUACCCAGAGUUUCCUCAACGGACCAAGAUCGCUUGCUGCAAACAAAAGAAAAACAAGAACUCUCCACCAUUUGUCAACCAAGCCAGCAAGUCACUCCUCCUGCCGUUAACAAUUCAUCCUUUCUCACAUACACCCCACAGGUGUAACUGCCACAGGAGAGGUUUCCUGUUGACUCCCUCAAUAGAGCGAGGUUGUGAUUUCAAGUACAAUCUGAUUAUUUCAACACUGAUGUCUUCUAGGCUUACACAGAAAUUAAUUGCAUUUUCCCCCAGAGCUUUCACAGCAGCAAACACUGCAGUAUCAUAGAUUUAAAAAACGCAAUGGAUAAUAUUAUUCAAUACCACAAUGAUCUUUUUCCUCAAACAACCCCAUACAGCUUUAUGCAGAUACCUGACCCUGUUGGGUGAAAGGCUUGUGAAAGCUAUCAAUUUAACUGGGUAGUGUGGGGAAUUAAGAACACCCUUACUUCCCAAGUCAGUGCUCUCAAGUAUUUUGUAGAUUGGCAGAAUGGUGGGGCAGGAAGGAAGGCAAACAAGAUACUGUUUUUAAAAGAAAAACAAGGAUUGACCUAUGUGAAAGCUUAUUCCAUGUGAAGAACGGAUUUGAAGACAGAAGCUAAGAGUAUAAUACAGUGGUUCUCA
Molecule: messenger RNA, 1523 nt
Organism: Chelonoidis abingdonii (Abingdon island giant tortoise)
Lineage: Eukaryota; Metazoa; Chordata; Testudines; Testudinidae
Source: RefSeq, a predicted model, not a curated record